Molecule: messenger RNA, 510 nt
Organism: Trypanosoma conorhini
Lineage: Eukaryota; Euglenozoa; Kinetoplastea; Trypanosomatida; Trypanosomatidae
Exons: 1
Coding region: 1-510 (169 amino acids)
Source: RefSeq, a predicted model, not a curated record
AUGGGAUCAGCAGCAGCGAAACAGGCGCAUUCGGUUUCCCACUGCCGUGCAUCGCUGAGUGCUGAUGCCAGCAGAACGACCUCCGAUAUGGAUGGGUGGAGCGCCCCACGCCAUGUUUUGCCAACGGGUUCCCCUUCCACGGUGGGCGUGCAACUGCCUCAGUUGCCGGCAAAAGCGAACAAAGGAGACGACGCUGAUGCACCGCGUACGCACGGAUGUGAAACCGAGUCGAACCCGGGGGUUGUGGACGCCGGGGGCGUUCGUUGCCAUCUCUCUGGCGUGGAGCCGGAAGAGCACAGGAGGCCGGACGGGAGUGAAGGUGAAACGUGCAGCGAAGAGAAAAGUGAACAAGACACCAAUGCACUGCGCGGACUUCAGCCAAUGUUGGGCGUCUCCGAUUCAACCAAAAGAGGGGCAGCAUCUUUGGUUCAUCCAUCGCAAGUGAGCCUCUUGCAAGCGUUGUGUCAACUGAAAGGGUCUCGGUGGGUUCUGGGACGCCGAUGGGGAUAA